Messenger RNA from Mauremys reevesii (Reeves's turtle), 8255 nucleotides. It is a transcript of the gene LRRC8A, whose product is annotated as leucine rich repeat containing 8 VRAC subunit A. Gene Ontology annotation, molecular function: protein binding. The record is from RefSeq and is a predicted model, not a curated record. Bases 289 to 2721 code for a protein of 810 amino acids. Lineage: Eukaryota; Metazoa; Chordata; Testudines; Geoemydidae. The transcript has 4 exons.
CCUCCUCCCCCGCCCUUACCUCGUUGAGGGAGCGCUGGAGGCGGCUAUGCCGGCUGGGUGAGGUCAGUUCCGGGGCGGAGCAGCCCGAGUGGUGCAGUCAGGGCCAAACAAAAGGAGCCCGAGCAAAGGGGACGAAGCCGGUCAGGCACUGCCAGGGAAGCUGCUCCCAUGGCGCUUGGGGAAUGCAGUGUUUCUGUGCUCUGUCAGGAUCCAGCACAUACAGACAUCAUCCUCUUCCAGCACAGAGAAUUGAAGUGCAGAUAGCAGAAUCCAGCCACAGGGUGAACCAUGAUUCCUGUCACUGAACUGCGCUAUUUUGCUGAUACCCAGCCAGCAUACCGCAUCCUGAAACCAUGGUGGGAUGUCUUCACGGACUACAUUUCCAUAGUCAUGUUGAUGAUUGCAGUGUUUGGAGGGACGCUUCAGGUCACCCAGGACAAAAUGAUCUGCUUGCCCUGCAAAUGGGUUACCAAAGACUCCUGCAAUGACUCUUUCAAAGGUUGGACAGCUGCAACUCCAGACCCCACUUACUAUAACUCUAGUCUUGUCCCAUCUCAGGACACUGGGCCUACAGGGAUCCGAUAUGACCUAGACCGGCACCAGUAUAACUAUGUGGAUGCAGUGUGCUAUGAGAAUCGCCUUCACUGGUUUGCCAAGUAUUUCCCUUACCUGGUGCUGCUACACACUCUGAUCUUCUUGGCUUGCAGCAAUUUCUGGUUCAAGUUCCCCCGGACCAGCUCCAAGCUGGAGCAUUUUGUGUCUAUUCUGCUGAAGUGUUUUGACUCCCCCUGGACGACAAGAGCACUGUCUGAGACAGUGGUGGAGGAGAGUGAUCCCAAGCCUGCCUUUGGGAAGAUGAAUGGCUCCAUGGACAAGAAAUCUUCCACAGUCAGUGAGGAUGUGGAAGCCACUGUCCCAAUGCUACAGAGAACAAAGUCGCGGAUCGAGCAAGGGAUUGUAGAUCGCUCUGAGACGGGCGUCCUGGACAAGAAAGAAGGGGAACAGGCCAAAGCGCUUUUUGAGAAAGUUAAAAAAUUCCGCACACACGUGGAGGAGGGAGACAUAGUCUAUCGCCUCUACAUGAGACAAACUAUCAUCAAGGUGAUCAAGUUCAUCCUGAUCAUCUGCUACACUGUCUACUAUGUCAACAACAUCACGUUUGACAUUGACUGCAAGGUGGACAUCGAGAGCCUGACAGGUUAUCGCAUGUACCGCUGUGCUCACCCUCUUGCCACUCUCUUCAAAAUCCUAGCCUCUUUCUACAUUAGCCUGGUGAUCUUUUAUGGACUGAUCUGCAUGUACACACUCUGGUGGAUGCUGAGGCGAUCCCUCAAGAAAUAUUCCUUUGAGUCCAUCCGGGAGGAGAGCAGCUAUAGUGACAUCCCUGAUGUCAAGAAUGACUUUGCUUUCAUGCUGCACCUGAUCGACCAGUACGACCCCCUCUACUCCAAGCGAUUCGCUGUCUUUCUGUCUGAGGUGAGUGAGAACAAGCUGCGGCAGCUGAACCUCAACAAUGAGUGGACCUUGGAGAAGCUGCGCCAGAGGAUCACAAAGAACUCCCAGGACAAGCUGGAGCUGCAUCUCUUCAUGCUGAGUGGCAUCCCCGACACAGUUUUUGACCUUAUCGAGUUGGAGGUGCUGAAGCUGGAGCUCAUCCCUGAUGUUACUAUCCCACCAAGCAUUGCCCAGCUCACCAGCCUUAAGGAGCUGUGGCUCUACCACACGGCUGCCAAAAUUGAGGCCCCAGCCCUUGCCUUCUUGAGGGAGAACCUGAAAUCUUUGCACAUUAAGUUCACAGACAUCAAGGAAAUCCCUCUGUGGAUUUAUAGCCUAAAGACCUUGGAGGAGCUCCACUUGACAGGGAACCUGAGUGCAGAGAACAACCGUUACAUUGUGAUCGACGGACUGAGGGAAUUGAAGCGGCUCAAGGUACUGCGGCUGAAGAGCAACCUCACCAAGCUGCCGCAGGUGGUGACGGAUGUUGGUGUGCACCUCCAGAAGCUCUCCAUCAACAACGAGGGUACCAAGCUCAUUGUCCUCAACAGCCUUAAGAAGAUGGUCAACCUGACAGAGCUGGAGCUGAUCCGCUGCGACCUGGAACGCAUCCCACACUCUAUCUUCAGUCUCCACAACCUCCAAGAGAUUGACCUGAAGGACAAUAACCUCAAGACCAUUGAGGAGAUCAUCAGCUUCCAGCACCUACACCGUCUCACUUGCCUUAAGCUGUGGUACAAUCAUAUCGCCUACAUCCCCAUGCAGAUCGGCAACCUCACCAACUUGGAGCGCCUUUACCUUAACCGCAACAAGAUAGAGAAGAUACCCACCCAGCUUUUCUAUUGCCGGAAGCUGCGGUACUUGGAUCUCAGCCACAAUAACUUGACUUCCAUACCAGCAGACGUUGGGCUACUGCAGAACCUGCAGAACCUAGCUGUGACAGCCAACAGGAUUGAGAGUCUCCCACCUGAGCUCUUCCAGUGCAGGAAACUGCGGACCUUGAACCUGGGAAACAAUGUGCUGCAAUCACUGCCAUCUCGGGUGGGCGAGCUGACCAACCUGUCCCAGAUAGAGCUGCGGGGGAACCGCCUGGAGUGCCUGCCGGUGGAACUGGGGGAGUGUCCUCUGCUGAAACGCAGUGGGCUGGUGGUGGAAGAGGACCUGUUCAACACCCUGCCUCUGGAGGUCAAGGAGCGGCUGUGGAGAGCGGACAAAGAGCAAGCCUGAGCUGCUGACAGGAAGGCAGGGAAACCUCUAGACAGGAAACAAAAGGCCAUUCCAUUCCAAUUCCAUCUCCCAACCGUCCCAGCCAACACCAGACUAGCUAAGGAGAUCCUUGAAUAACCAACACGACUGGGAACAAGGCUGCUUGCUCCCUUGGAUGCAGGAUGGGGGAGGUUCGGGGUCAGGGUGAGGACCAAGGCAGAGUGGGUGGCUCCUCCGCAACAGACAGCAGGAACAAAAGAGAUGCUGCUGUUCUGCAAGAUGAGAAGUGGGAUGAUGCCAAAGCUGCCAUGGAGUUAACCAGAACCGCUGGUGGAGCCAACUUAGUUCAGGGUAACUGCCUCUGAAUAUAGGGGAGAGAAAUGUGCUGAUCCAGUUACUGCUGCAUCGCCCUAGAUAGGGCUCUUAUGUACAUCAGGGACUGAGGAUGUCUUAGAGUCAAAGGACAAAAGUCCAGGGAGCCUCUUUAAAUUCAAACUCUACUUUGCUGUGACACUUUUUGUAUAGUUCCACGCUAUUUGCUGAUUUAAUCAGUUUUGGGCUUCUCUUUGAGGGGAGGGAGGGUGGCACGGCUUUUUUAUUUAUUUAUUUUUAUUUUUAAAGAUGCUGGCGUUUUUUUGGUAAUUUUACCUCAAAGAUCAACUUGGAUUCAGGACUGGUUUUUUUUUUUGUUUAAUUUUUUUUUAACCCAGUUUCCAUCUGCUGACUUGAGGUUGCACAGUCUUUACAGAUUCCAGUCCUUUGUGCUGGCCAGUAGAUCGCAUGGCCUGCUUCCCUAGCCUAAAUUAGCUGUUCCAGAAUGCUACCUACAGUGGGCUGUCAGUAGGCUGAAUUCCAGUUAUAUUUAGUAAAUGGGACAGGAAGGAUGCAGCUCAAUGCAUGAGAUAAGACUUGGGUGGAAAGCAGUAAGACUGUUUCUGCCAGAACACUGAGGUACUUCAAGACUUUGGAUCUUAAAAAGUGUUUUAACUACUUUUUAAACCUUUUUUCCCCCUCAGCAUUUUGUCUGGGGCAUUAAAAAUACAAACACACUAUUAGCCAGUGUUAAGUAUAACUCAAAAUAGGGGAGAUGCUGCCUGUAGCAGAGAAGAAUAUUCCCUACCCUUGCUGUGGAGAUAUAUAUAAAAAUUUUUUUUGAGGUUUUGCCAGCAUCUUUUAUAAGUACAAUCUACAAAGCUACUCUUUUUGUUCCAGUCUGUUCAGCUGUCGAUUAUAGCAGCUGUCAUUCUUGCUGCUCCUCUUGGCCUACAUGAUGACAAGAGGCUAAUGCUGAUUGAACUUGGUGCUUGGGAUGGUAACCCUGUCCUUCUCUCUGCCCUACUGUUAAGGAAGAGUAUAAGAAUCCUCCCUGAACUGGGCUCCUCCAGCCCCCUGGGAGGGGAGGCCCCAUAGUGACGAGAGGAAUCUGUGUUGAAACAAGGCUAACUUGUGACUGUUCAACAAAUCCCCUUCUGCAUUUGCAGAGGCAGCCAUAGCUUAGUGAUAGCUACUCGUAAUCAUGUCCUCAAACCAGGGUGGUUAAAGUGUGGCUUACAUUUCUACCAGUCACCCCAAAGCCACCUUGUGUUCAUUAGAAGGGGAAGCCUAUGGACCCUACAGCUCCGGUAAGCAAUGCUCCACCUUGCCCAGCUGCUUGGAUCCUCCAAGACUGGAGCACUGCCUGCUGGGAUAUGUAGUAUUUGCAGGCAUUACCUACAUAUUAAAGGGGGGAGGGCGGGUGGGCAGGCACUGGGUUCCUGGCAAGCUGCCACUGAAGCCCUGAGUUGGGCAAAGCAUAGACACCCUCUGUCUCAGAUAUUCCGGGCAAUAACGAACACUACAGCUUCUCUUUCUGCAUCGGAUGUAAUACACACUAGAAAUGCUGGAACAAUCUGUUAACUAGGCUCUGGAUUUGUUGAUGCUCAGAUGUUUAAAUAAAGCUACAUUGAAAGCUAGGAAAACUUAGCUUGUUUAUAGAAAUGCUUCUAAGAAGGGUAUAAAGUCUGCCUCCCUUAGUCCAUUCAUCAUGAAAAGUCAAACAAUCCAAAGGGAUAACGCAAUCAACUCUUGUUUGCAUGUUUUCCUAGUUCCCCUCCUUUCCAGAGGAAAAAGUGCUGUAAAAGCUCUUCUGGAUGACAGGUUCACAUUUCUAACGUGAUUUUAGUGUGUGUUGAAAUUACAACAGAGAUGGGGCUAUUGGUGAAAGGAAGAGUUUUUUAGCUAUUUCAGAAUGCACUGUAUCAGAGAUCAGACUGGGAUUUAGAAGUGUGAUGCUGAUGAUUUGCAGAGUGGGAUUUACCAAUCAUGCUAGGGUUUUGUAUUCACAAGGAGGGCAGCGAACCUGCUGGGGGGGGGACUUGAGACUGCUUACUCAGAAAAUUGAUCUGUUUCAAGAUACAGUACAAGUGCUGCUUUGAACUAACUCUCCAUAGUCAGAGUAAGGACCUUUCAGAUGGGGGAGGGAGUCUGUCUUUCCUACUCUGCUAGAUGAAAUCUGGUGUUUUGCAAUUCUUUACUGAGCCCUGAACCAGUUCUGGGACUGUAUGAUUAGGACCCAUCUACUCUACAGCAGUCAUGGUACCUGGUUACAAAACAACUUACUAGUUGUAGCAUGCACAGACCUAACUGGUCCUUGGACUGUGCGGAGUUAUAACAUUGCUUAUGGAAAGUGGGCUAAGGUUCUGCACCGGACUCGCCUGACUCUUCUGGUUGUACUGAAGGUGGGCUCUUAGUUAUCUAAAACUGCAUUUAAUUUAGGUCCUGAACUGUUUGUAUAAAUAGUCAGACUGAACUCCAGAAAGUUUGCUGUAAAGUGUCUAGAAAUCUGCAUAGUAAUAUGCAGGCCUCCUGAACUGCUGUAUAGCUCAUCCUUAGGACAAGCCACCAUCCUGCUGCGGGGGGGGAAGACAUCCUCUUUUUAGAGUUUUAUUUUCUACUGUUUGAAAAAUAAGUAUCUGCCUAUGUUUGAUCCAGCUGCACAAAGCAAAUAUAAGACCAGUAUUGAUCAUGCAUGGAAACAUGAGCUGCUUGCUGCUCUUUAAAUAUUUCAACCAGGACUGUUACAAGAGGUCUAGAUAGCUCCCCAGGGGCAAAAUCAGAAUGAAUAAAGAAUUUUUGAAAACUUGUCAUAAUGGAAGCCAAGGUUAUAUUGAAAUGACUCACCCUGAAUUGGUGAACUGGCUGAGAUGCACUUUUCCUCUUCCUUCAAGCAGAUGUUGGACCUACACUAGCAGAUCUCAGAGGCAUGAGCUGGGAGAAAGCUUGAGAAUUUUAAGUAUGGGGUCAAAACCUGAGCUGCUGUGCACCUACAGUUGCUCAAUACUUAUCCAGAACUUGGCCCAUAACAGGACAAGUUCUCAUUUCCAGUACAGUUCUCUUCCUUUUCCUGAUCACUCAACCCUUGAGUGACCUAGCUAACACACUCUUUCCCAAUUAUAGGCAAGUCAAUCAAUGCUCCGUUUUUUUUUGUUUUGUUUUUUUUUAAAGUGGGUUAUCAGGUAGAAGCUGAGUUGGGCUGCAACUGACCUGUGUACUAUCCUAGGAAACCUGUUCAGGUUAAACAGACCAGUGAGGGUCUGGUUAGUGUUUCUUCUUCCUGGCAGUCUUCUCAAAGGAUUCUAAUAGUAAUAACCAGGAUCCAUCUAUGUUAGCAGCUAAACUAAAAACAGAACUUAAAUUAAAGCCAAAUGUCUCCUAACAGCACUACUGAGUUGAACUAGUUCUUGGGGCCACUAUUUAUCCUAGGUACACUUGUGCCACAAUAGGAACCACAGUUCUAAGCUUUUUGGUAAACUGAAUUCUAGCUGUAAUGGUAAGUGGCCUGAUGUUUAAGUUGCAACUAAUGAAUUUGAAUCAACCAAGGUAGCAGAAGCUGAAUCUGUUAAAUGUGUUAAAUCUUGCUGUGCUUUGAAACAAUGGAUUGGAAUGUCCGUUGUGGUGUUUUGUUUUGUUUUUCUUUUGUUCUUACCAGUUGGUCCACUGUUAACCCACAGGUGGAACUAAUUUACUGUGCCCCUCUAAACUCUUUCAUGGGUGUUGCAGGUAUUCAUUAUUUUUAUUUCUACUUUGUAUUAACUACUCUUUCACUCCCCUAGAGCAUCCUACCUCAGGACCUUUUUCUCCACCACUUGUUUUGUGCUCACUUUCAUUUCUUUAACAAAACCAAACUCUUGAUGUUUAUCAGCAUGGAUAAAAUUUUAAGGUCACUUUCAGUCUCUGAACCACACUUAGGUCCUCAGUUUUUGUUCUAACAGAUGAGAGUAGGAAACUGGAAAACAUAUUCAUGUUUUGCAGCAGAUGAGGUAUGGGGAAAAUAGGCUCCAAAAUCUUAUUGGAUUGAACAGUGGUGGGGUGUUAAGCCAUUUCCAUUUCAUGUCAUUUUAUUAUUUAAGCCUUUUCCAUUUCAGUCACUUCCUUUUGUGAAAGGGACUUGAUUGAAUAAAUAUUUUGAAACCUCAUUUAGUCUGUGACCUGUUCUCUUCCAGCUCUUCUGAGGUAGGAUGGAUCUUUUGAAUAGAUGGGGUGCCUGCUUUAGAAGUGCAGUAGGGUGAUUACUCUAGUGAUGUUUACUCAUACUAGUGUCAUUCAUGUGGCCAGCUGUUCCUGUUGGCUCUAUCCUUAUCCAGCAAUGAUCUUUAAAAUGUUAUGAUUUCUAUUCUCUUCACCGAAAAACAAAAUGGUCAUAUGCCUUAAAUUGUAAUAUCCCCUGUUGAGCUGUUACUCAGCAUUUGCAAGAGGUUGAAAACUUCAAGUACUAACAUAGGCUUUAAUCUCAUUUAGCAGUACUGUUCAGAAACCUUUAGCUACACGCUGGAUGCUGCAAUCUUCAAUCUUGAAUACUGUCAACCAUCCAGUUUAAAAAAAAAAUAAUGGUAGAGCUGACAAAAGAAAAUGGGUUCUGUCUAUCCCAUCUGCAUGGAGUUGAGCAGCAAUUUGGCAAGUAAUAUCUGUGCACUUCCCCCUUUCUCUCCCCACUUUCUCCUGCUGUAGCUGGAGACUAAUAUAUAUUGCUUUGAAACACUUCUGAAAUUUGACCCAUUAACUUACUGUUUAAAAAUAGCAGGUAGCUAUGUAUAGCCCUAGCUGAAAGGGAGGGGUCUAGCAAGUCAAGAUUGAGUAAGGCUGCCUGGCAAGAAAAGCUGAAUGUGGGAUUUCUAGAAAUCCCACAUUCUCCCCUGAUCUGCUCUUUCAGGAAGUCCUAUGAACAAAUGAGGAGCUGUGCAAAUUGCUCUUGUCUAGAGCAAACUAGUGCGGGCUGUGUGAAAAGAACUGACAGGACCUCACAAUAAGAGUGUCUAUACAGCUGAUAUGUCCCCUUCCUCAGGACAUAACUCAUGGCUUAAACACUUCACACAGCUUAUAAAAGUACUCUCACCGUUGUAGCUUGGUGUCCCCCACACCCUGGUAUGACACUUUAGAAUUGUGAAACUGAGUUAAGCCUUGUAUGUUGGAUUAUGUUUAGGCAGGUAACAGCACCUCAAGUGCUGAAGGCUGCUGUGCUUUCUCUGAAAGACUUGUAAGACUGGACACUUUAACAAAAUAAACAUUUUAACUUUUUA